Molecule: messenger RNA, 769 nt
Organism: Thalassophryne amazonica
Lineage: Eukaryota; Metazoa; Chordata; Actinopteri; Batrachoidiformes; Batrachoididae
Gene: ube2b
Product: ubiquitin-conjugating enzyme E2B (RAD6 homolog)
Exons: 6
Coding region: 146-604 (152 amino acids)
Biological process (GO): protein polyubiquitination; DNA repair; proteasome-mediated ubiquitin-dependent protein catabolic process
Cellular component (GO): HULC complex
Molecular function (GO): ubiquitin conjugating enzyme activity
Source: RefSeq, a predicted model, not a curated record
CACGAAUAGCUGCUAGCUAGCCAGUUGUUUUGGGAGAAGAAGAAAAGGGGCUAGAAGCGGAAGAAACGCUGGAUUUGGUUUUGGAUUCGGCUUCUGGUCGAGGGAUAGCUUUUAUUUAUUUAUAAUUUAAAAAAAAAUUGGAAUAAUGUCGACCCCGGCGAGGAGACGCCUUAUGAGAGAUUUUAAAAGACUUCAAGAAGACCCCCCUACUGGUGUGAGCGGAGCACCUUCAGAGAACAACAUCAUGCUUUGGAACGCUGUUAUUUUUGGGCCUGUGGGAACGCCAUUUGAAGAUGGAACAUUUAAGCUCUUGAUAGAGUUUUCAGAAGAGUACCCAAACAAGCCUCCUACGGUUCGGUUUGUGUCCAGAAUGUUUCACCCAAAUGUUUACGCUGAUGGCAGUAUAUGUUUAGACAUCCUUCAGAAUCGCUGGAGUCCCACAUAUGAUGUCUCGUCCAUCCUCACCUCCAUCCAGUCGUUACUGGACGAGCCAAACCCCAACAGCCCAGCCAACAGUCAGGCGGCACAGCUGUACCAGGAAAACAAGCGGGAGUAUGAGAAGAGGGUGACGGCCAUCGUGGAGCAGAGCUGGGUGGACGUUUGAACUUAUCUCACUCUACUUCCUCUCCAUCGCUCUCGUCGUCAUCCCUGUACUCCACUCAAGAAAAAACCCAGAGGUUAUAUCAAAAGAACUCAAGUGCCACCCAGAAAAGAAAACAAAGCUCAAAAUGAUCCGGAGACAAACCUGAACUUGCCAAUAUGUGUGAGG